AUAAUAUGAUCUCUCUGAAACAUUAUUUUUGUCUUUAACAUUUUGUAUUGACUUGGCCAUCUCAUUCCAACAAAGUCACAACUCAUCACUCCAUACAUUAUACUUCCAUAUAAACCAUUCGCUUCCACUUUCACAAUCACUCUUCAGAGAUUAAGUAAACAACCUAGCAAUGGCUAUCACCCGUCUAACUCUAGCUCCUCUCCUCCUCAUCGCCGCGGUGCUUCUCUCAACGGAGACAUCUGCUCAGCCGGCAGCACCAGCUCCAGGCCCUGCUGGUCCUAUCAACCUCACGGCAAUCCUCGAAAAAGGCGGUCAAUUCACUACUUUCAUGCAUCUUUUGAAAAUCACUCAAAUCGGUAGCCAAGUGGACAUUCAAGUCAACAGUUCAUCCGAAGGCAUGACCGUGUUCGCUCCAACGGACAAUGCUUUUCAAAACCUCAAAGCCGGAACUCUUAACAAGUUGAGCGCAGACGAACAAGUCAAACUCAUUCUCUACCACGUCAGUCCCAAAUUCUACACUUUGGACGAUCUCCUCUCCGUAAGUAACCCGGUUAGGACUCAAGCUUCCGGCCGUGACAACGGUGUUUACGGACUUAACUUCACCGGUGAAGCUAACCAAGUCAAUGUCUCAACCGGUUACGUGGAGACACGUGUCAGCAAUGCGUUGAGAUCACAGCGUCCUCUCGCGGUGUAUGUUGUCGACAUGGUUUUGUUGCCUGGUGAGAUGUUCGGAGAGCACAAGCUUUCCCCGAUCGCUCCUGCCCCUAAAUCUCCGACCACUGGGGUUUCCGAUGACAACACCAACUCCACUAAAAAGGCUCCUGCGUCGGCAGAUAAGUCAGCAUCUGGUGAGAGGAGAGUUGGACUAGGGUUUGGUUUUGGACUUGUUGUCUUGUGUUUGAAGUUUAUCUUCUGAAUAUAAUUGUGAUCGUUGCAUUGUAUUUGUUUCUGAUGAUUCUAUCCGGUUUGGGUUAUGAAAUUUGUUCAUUAAAUUCCAUGAAAUGAAAUGUGAGAUUAUUGAUCUA
Messenger RNA from Raphanus sativus (radish), 1025 nucleotides. Its product is annotated as fasciclin-like arabinogalactan protein 9. The record is from RefSeq and is a predicted model, not a curated record. NCBI's taxonomy places the organism in Eukaryota, Viridiplantae, Streptophyta, Magnoliopsida, Brassicales, Brassicaceae. The transcript has a single exon. The coding region runs from base 170 to 916 and encodes 248 amino acids.